Durio zibethinus is the source of this 333-nucleotide messenger RNA. RefSeq lists its product as uncharacterized. Gene Ontology annotation, biological process: regulation of systemic acquired resistance. The record is from RefSeq and is a predicted model, not a curated record. Lineage: Eukaryota; Viridiplantae; Streptophyta; Magnoliopsida; Malvales; Malvaceae.
AUGGAAGGAAAGAUGAAGGAGACUCCAGCGGUUGAUGAUAAUGAUGAUGAAGAAGAAGAAGAGAAGAUCAAUACUUUUUUCACUUUGGUUAGAAAUAUUCGAGAUGCACAUAACCAGAUGUUGAUUGGAUCGGAGGACACAAAGGAGAAAGAAAAAGCGAGAGAGAAAGAAAUCAGAUCAACUUGGACCCCAUCAUUCCAAUGGGAAGACUUUGCUGAGGAUCCACAUCUUACAACUAAUGUUGCAACUCUUCCUAUUUCUUCCAAGAAUAAUGAACAACAGAAGACCAAAUCAGAGGGACAUCAAGAAUUAGAUCUCAACCUUUCACUUUGA